UAACGUUUCAUGCAAACGUACCCAAUGCACACGUGCGCGCGAGCGGACCAUUUGUUGACGAUCCUUAAACCGUCAGUCAUCAUGUCAAGUUGUUCUCUUUGAUUGUUAUUUUUAUUAUUUUUCUGUCCGGCGAACUUGUGUGUUACGAUGUCGUCCAGCAAGAUAUUUCUACAGAACCGAGCGCUUGGAUAUGUUAGUAAUGAGAUUCCACUUGUCACCCGUUAUAUAAACCUUAGACGAGAAAAUUUAAUAGUUACAUCUGUUGGCCGUGCAUUUCACACAUACAGUUCAGAUCGAUUCCAACUUCUUUCUGUCAGUCCUCAACAUGAAGCAAAUAUCACAUGUUUAGCUGCAGAUUGUUACCUUGUUUAUACCAGUUGUGAAGACCAAAUAUAUGCAUGGCGGCGUGGUGUAGAACUAAAACAUACAUAUAGUGGCCAUAAAGCAGCAAUUAAACUAUUAUUUCCAUUCGCUGUAAAUUUAGUGUCUAUUGAUGAACUAGGAAUAGUAAAAGUUUGGGAUAUAAAAACUGAGAGUAUAUACAAAGAAAUACAAUUAAAUAUAACAGCAACUACAAUAUGUCAUCCACCAACUUAUACUAAUAAAGUACUAAUUGGUUCUGCUGAAGGAAAACUACAGUUAUGGAACAUAAAAACAGGAUCUAUGAUUUAUGAAUUUAAAGGUUGGGAUAGCAGUGUGACCAGCUUAGAACCAGCUCCAGCUGAAGAUAUGGUAGCAAUUGGAUUGAAAAAUGGCAAAAUUAUUUUACAUAAUCUAAAAUUUGAUGUUUCUAAAAUGACUUUUGUUCAAGAUUGGGGUUCAGUUACACGCAUCAGUUUUCUAAUAAAACGACAGUUAAUGAUGACAGGUAGUCCAAAAGGCACUGUUGUUGUAUGGAAUCUUGAGGAAGGCAAAGUUGAUAGUUUAAUUGUCAAAGCACAUCAUGGACCGAUUUGUGGUCUUCAGUGUUUACCCGAUGAGCCUUUACUUGUUACUUCAUCUUCAGACAAUUCUCUUAAAAUGUGGCGUUUUGACAUGUCUGACGGCUCUGCUAGUUUGUUUAAAAUACGCGAAGGACAUUUCAAGCCUCCUGUUUCUAUUCGCUUCCAUGGAGCUAGUGGUGCUAGUAUAUUAAGUGCUGGCAAUGAUUCAACAUUACGUGUCUUCAAUACAGUCACUGAAAUUGCAAACAAAAGUUUUGGACGUGCAUCAUAUAACCGAAAAAUUUCUAAAAAACGUGGAAAUAAAUGGGCAGAUCCUUUAACAAUGCCACCAAUAACUUCAUUCACUUCGGAGACCACUCGAGAUAAAGAAUGGGACAACAUAGUAGCUGUACAUAGAGGCAUACCUACUGUAACAACAUGGUCAUUUGAUAAGAAUAAAAUGGGAGAACAUAAAUUGUGUCAUGAAAGAUUUAAGAAAAACGUCAGUGGACAAAAAGGCAUUAGUGCUAAUUGUGCAUGCCUUACUCAUUGUGGUAAUUUUGUGGUCAUUGGUUAUAGUUCUGGCCAUAUAGACAAAUAUAAUGUUCAGUCAGGUUUACAUAGAGGUACAUAUGGAAAUCCAACUGCUCAUAAUUGUGUACGGGCAGUUUAUGUAGAUACUCUUAAUCAAGUAAUGAUAUCUGGUGGUUCAGAUACAUUUUUGAAGUUCUGGAAUUUUAAAAAAUGUGACUUGUUAGCUAAAUUGGAAAUAGAUGACACUGUUUCAUUCUUCAGUUGGCAUUCAGAAAGUUCCUUUUUAGCAAUAGCUUUAGAUAAUUAUGAUAUAUGCUUGGUUGAUACUGAUACACGUACUGUUGUACGAAAGUUCAGUGGUCAUCAUGGUCCAUUAACUGAUUUAACGUUUAGUCCAGACUCCAGAUGGUUGGUUACAUCAGCGAUGGAUUCAACUAUUCGUACUUGGGAUAUACCUUCAUCAUCAAUGAUCGAUAUACUUAAAGUUGAUACACCUUGCGUUUCGUUGACAUUCUCUCCAACUGGUAGUUAUUUAGCUACUGCUCAUGCUGAUCGUUUGGGUAUUUAUUUAUGGUUUAAUAAAACACUAUACACUCAUGUUAGUUUACGGCCCAUCAUUGAAGAAGAUCAGAUCACAGAACCACUUCCAUUAACUGGCAUAAACCAAGAAUCUCUCGAAUGCCUUACUGUUGAAAAUGAAGAUAAAUACACCCCUAAAGAACAAAUUGAAAACAAGAUUACUAUGAGUGGUCUGGAUGAUGCUAGAUGGCAAAACAUACUGAAUUUAGAUGCUAUCAAAAAACGAAAUAAACCGUUAUUACAACCUAAAGCACCAGUUGCUGCUCCGUUUUUCUUACCCACAAUUCAAUCAUUAAACUUCGAAUUUGACAUAGAAGAUGCACUAAGUAAAAAAGAAAUCAAUAAGAAAAUUGACCCCAAAACAAUAACCCAAACCGUUUUUGCUCAAAAAUUAUUAAAAGCACAAACAUUAAAUGAUUAUCAAGCUUUAUUUGAUCAAUUAAAAUUGAUGGGACCUUCUGCUUUAAACUAUGAAGUACGAUCUUUAUCACCAGAAGCGGGUGGCACAUUUGAACUAAUGAUUAAGUUUUUGGAUUUAUUGAAACAAAUAUCUGAGAACAACAAGGAUUUUGAAUUAUCACAAUCUUAUUUGGGUGUAUUUUUAAAAUACAAUGGACGUGUAGUGGCCCAACAACCAGAAGCAUUAACUCAUUUAGAGCAAAUAUCAAAAAAUAAUCCUUGGGAAAAAUUACAAAAUGAUUUUUUAUUAUGUCUUAGUAUUGUUGAAUAUAUGAAAAAUAACUAA
This is a messenger RNA of Sipha flava (yellow sugarcane aphid), 2781 nucleotides long. Its product is annotated as WD repeat-containing protein 36. The record is from RefSeq and is a predicted model, not a curated record. The transcript is spliced from 4 exons. Gene Ontology annotation, cellular component: small-subunit processome; Pwp2p-containing subcomplex of 90S preribosome. Bases 148 to 2781 code for a protein of 877 amino acids. Gene Ontology annotation, molecular function: protein binding. NCBI's taxonomy places the organism in Eukaryota, Metazoa, Arthropoda, Insecta, Hemiptera, Aphididae. Gene Ontology annotation, biological process: rRNA processing.